CGUCGCCACAGGAAGUGCCCCCUCCCGGAGCCGAGGAAGAGACAGGCCCCAAGAUGGCGGCGUUGGCGGCGUCUGAGCGGCUCCUGUCGGAGGGGGAAGGAGGCGCCAUGGACCCGGCACGGCUGUCCCCUCCGCCGCCCCCACAGCCCCGGGGGGAAGCGCAGCCCCUGGAGCAACUCCCGCAGAGCAAUACGCUGGUGGGGCUGCCCAUUGUAGCCAUCGAGAGCAUCCUCAGCUUCCUGUCCUACGACGAAACCAGCCAGCUCCGCCUGGUAUGUAAGCGAAUGGACUUAGUCUGCCAGAGAAUGCUGAAUCAGGGAUUUCUGAAAGUGGAAAGAUACCACAACUUGUGCCAGAAACAAGUCAAAGCACAGCUUCCAAGACGAGAAUCAGAAAGGAGAAAUCAUUCACUAGCUCGCCAUGCAGAUAUUCUUGCUGCUGUAGAAACAAGACUGUCAUUGCUAAAUAUGACAUUCAUGAAGUAUGUGGAUUCUAACCUCUGCUGCUUUAUACCUGGGAAGGUAAUUGAUGAAAUUUAUCGUGUGUUAAGGUAUGUAAACUCUACCAAAGCUCCUCAGAGAGCCCAUGAAGUCCUUCAGGAGUUAAGGGACAUUUCAUCUAUGGCAAUGGAAUAUUUUGAUGAGAAGAUUGUUCCAAUCUUAAAAAGAAAGUUGCCAGGAUCAGAUGUAUCAGGACGUCUUAUAGCAGCAGCACCAGUUCCAGGUCCUUCUGCAGCCUUAACAACAAUGCAGCUCUUCUCCAAACAAAACCCAUCAAGGCAGGAAGUCACCAAACUCCAGCAGCAAAUUAAAACCAAUGGUGCAGGUGUGACUGUGCUAAGGCGUGAAAUUUCAGAGCUUCGCACCAAAGUGCAAGAGCAGCAGAAGCAGCUCCAAGACCAAGACCAGAAACUGCUUGAGCAAACACAGAUCAUAGGUGAGCAGAACGCCCGACUGGCUGAGCUUGAACGCAAACUGCGAGAGGUUAUGGAAAGUGCAGUAGGAAGUUCCUCAGGGUCUGCACCAAGUGAGGAAGCUCCUAGGAAGCGGAAGAAAGCUGUUGAAUCAAUAGGUUCACUUAGGAAGUCAAAACGCCUUCGGAAUAACAAAUAACUGUGGAAUAAAUGAUACCUCCCAGGAGAAUGCACUGCUUUAGUAGCCCAAGCAGGUUGUCUGGUCUAGAUACUGACAUUUACAGCAUGGUCUCAUUUAGCCUGCUGGUUCUUCACAACAGCAUAGACUUGAACAACAAUUUUCUCUUAUUGCUAAGACAUUUCACCCCACCACCACCACCUGCCCCCCUUCUGUUUGAGUGAGCCCUGCUGUAAAGGAUUGUGAUAAUUUGCCAUAGAUUUGUACUAACCAGACCUGUUCUAUCAUGUUCUGAAAAGUUAACUUUUCUGUGCAGGUGAUUAUUAAAGUGAAAUGUAUGUUUAUGCCUCUUCUGAUACAGGAGUAUCUUCCAGUCUAAUUAAACCUGGGUUUAUUUUAAAUUGGUAAACAACAGGUGUCAUGUUCUCUUGAAAAGAUCCAUUAUUCAAAAUCUUGUUUUGAAAAAAGGUUGACUUUUUUUCAUUGCAAGUGACCUUGUUUAGAAUGUCUGAAAAAUAGGUUAUAUACAUGGGAGUCUACAUAACAAGUAAAUAUGACUUCUUAAGCUACAGCAUUGGCUAUUUAUAUUUUUGUAAAUUUAGCAAGCAAUUGACUUCAGUCUGAUUUUCACAAAUGCAUACCCUACUUCUAAGUGUCUGGAGCCAUAACUUUAUCUUUGCAUGGAUAGGUGCAUGCAUUGCCUAGUCAGCUUGCUAAAGCACUUGCCUGGAGUUGCUAUUAAAUCUGCCUCUCCCAAUUUUUGUAGAAUUUAUUUUGUUUUACUCCUUAGCCAGGUCUCUGGACAUGCCUUCAGCAUAGUUUUCAUUUCUUGUGAAGCCAUUUUGACACACUAUAGCAGGAGCAUAUAGAAGCUGGGACAUUUGCUGCAACUGUUUCCUGUAGAUCACAGGUAUUCUUACCUAAAGCAAGAUUUCAGAGGUGUUUUCUCUUUCCUGCAGGUUUCUGGUUAUACACUAGUGGUGCUGGUUUUGCAGUCAAAAGACUGUUACGUGUUUGUGGGGGGAGUGGCUUGUGUUCUUUCCAGUUUUUAAAGCUUGUGUUGAGAAAGAGAUCUCACUGAUAUGUGGACAGUACUGUCUGUAAAACUUAAUUAUAUUCUAGUGCUUCUUAAAUCCUAAAAAGUAAAUUGACUUCAGACAACAAAGCUUUAAUUUCUUUUGCACUCCUGCUUUGAAGUUGUAACUGGAAAAGCAUGUCUUGCACUGUACUUUCUCUGGAUUUGUCACUUUAACAGCCUCCAAAUUGUAAUGUACAGUGAUUUAUUUUCCCCAGUUGUAUAUUUUUAAAAAAACCUUAGACAACUAUUACUGUCCAUUGUUUUAAUUUGGUGUUACUAAAUAAUUGUAGUUCUGUUGCUGAGCAGUUACAUUUUUCUCUCAAUCUGCUGUUGGCGCUGUCGUAAGCUUUUUGGUAAAAUUAACUUGGGAACAAAAUAAAGUCUGAGUCCAGUGGCACCUUUAAGACCAACAGAGUUUUAUUCAAGGUAUAAACUUUAGUAUUCAAAAAGCAUAUACCUUGAAUACAACUUUGUUGGUCUUAAAGGUGCCACUGGACUCAAACUUUGUUCUGAUACUUCAGACAAACAUGGCUGCCCACCUGAAUCUGACUUGGGGACAGAAAUUGAAUUUGACUGGUGGCUCUAAAGGCUGCUGUUGAAUUAAUGUCCUAAGUACCAUGAGUUAAAAUGGUAGCUUAAAACUCACCUCUCAGUCAAAGGUAAAUACAGAGCUUUCAUUUAGACUUUUCUGGGGUUU
Molecule: messenger RNA, 2866 nt
Organism: Heteronotia binoei (common prickly gecko)
Lineage: Eukaryota; Metazoa; Chordata; Lepidosauria; Squamata; Gekkonidae
Gene: FBXO28
Product: F-box protein 28
Exons: 5
Coding region: 54-1112 (352 amino acids)
Biological process (GO): protein polyubiquitination
Molecular function (GO): protein binding
Source: RefSeq, a predicted model, not a curated record